Molecule: messenger RNA, 1386 nt
Organism: Cyphellophora attinorum
Lineage: Eukaryota; Fungi; Ascomycota; Eurotiomycetes; Chaetothyriales; Cyphellophoraceae
Product: 3-hydroxybenzoate 6-hydroxylase 1
Exons: 6
Coding region: 1-1386 (461 amino acids)
Biological process (GO): secondary metabolite biosynthetic process
Molecular function (GO): FAD binding; monooxygenase activity
Source: RefSeq, a predicted model, not a curated record
AUGGCCCCUCUCAGCGUCACCAUCAUCGGCGCAGGCAUCGGGGGUCUAGUCUGCGCCAUCGCCUGCCGGAGAGAGGGCUUGAGCGCGCGAGUGCUCGAACAGGCAGAUGAGAUCAAACCGGUGCGUCGGAGCGGGCAUCCAGAUCCCACCAAACGCAAGCCGCGUGCUCUCCAGAUUAGGCUGCUGCCGUCUUUGCAGAAGAUUGCAAAUGAAGUCAAGGCUUUGAAGGUCAGGCGGUAUCAGGACGGGUCGCUGCUUGCUUCACGACCGGUGAGAUGGGACACACCUUGGCUCGUGAUCCACCGUGCCGAUUACCACAAGGUUCUGAUGGACGAGGCGCAGCGUUUGGGGGCAGAGAUCGUGCUGAACGCAAAAGUCAGCAAUAUUGAUCUGUAUAGUGGUUUGGUGAGUGUUGAAGAUGGUACGCUGUAUACUUCGGAUGUCGUUGUUGGUGCUGACGGCCUGUGGUCGACGACCCGAUCACAACUCCUUGGAUCCUCAUCCGACCCCGUCGGAACCGGGGACCUCGCAUACCGUGGCACAUUCACACUCGAGCAGCUCCAGCAGCUCAACGAUCCAAGGAUAACUGAACUAUGCCAAGAGUCAGCGGUCACGGUGUGGUUCGGCCCGGAGAAGCACUGCGUGUUCUAUCCUGUGCGGAAUGGUACACAGUUCAACAUGGUGCUGCUCCGCCCGGAUGACCUGCCGAAAGGCGCUCGGACGGUGCAGGGUGAUCUGGAGGAGAUGAAGAAUACUUUUGAGGGUUGGGAUGAUGUACUCACCAAGAUCAUAAGCUGCAUACCAGCAGUGCUGAAGUGGAAGCUGAUGCAUCAUGACGAACUCGAACGAUGGACAAAGGGCCGUACCGUCCUGCUCGGCGACGCCUGCCACCCUACGCUCCCCUACCAGGCACAAGGCGCCGCCAUGGCGGUCGAAGAUGGCGCCAUCAUCGGCUCCCUCCUGGGCCGCCUGAGCCGCCACUUGACAGACCACGACAGCAACCAGUGCUCCUCGUCAAGCCUUCCGCAGCAGAACAAGCUGAUUCACGACGUUCUGGCUCUAUUCGAGAAGUGCCAGAAGCACCGCACCACCGUCAACGUGCAGGGCGCCGUUGACGAUCGCCGUUUCUACCACAUGCCGGAUGGGCAGGAGCAGAGGGAGCGUGAUGCGGAGCUGGUGAGGCAUACGUGGACCGAUGAGGCGUCGAAGCAUUUGUGGAUGGAUAUGGCGUAUAACAGGAACUUGUUGGGGACUGAUGUGCUGGCGGCUGCGAAUGCUAUGUUUGAUGAUUAUGUGGUUGGAUUGGAUAUGGCAGACAGGGGCCUCGCAGUCCAUGGAGUUGACGAGGGUCGUGCAAUGCAGGUCGCUGUCGAGCCUGGGAGUUGA